Messenger RNA from Podarcis lilfordi (Lilford's wall lizard), 3058 nucleotides. The record is from the annotation of a GenBank genome assembly. Lineage: Eukaryota; Metazoa; Chordata; Lepidosauria; Squamata; Lacertidae.
AUGUAUGUACGUACUAAACAUGUAUCAUUAAAAAAGGUGGGCCCCUGGGGAUAUAACUGGCCAUCUGCAGCUGUAGUAAUUUUAUCUUAUGUUCAAGAUUUCUAAACAGCUAAUUCAAAAGGUCUCUCAAGUGGCACAGUGAUCCAAUGGGAGCUAGAACACAACUAAAACCCACAAACCAAUUUAGAAACCAGUAUGCAUAAAGCCAUCAUUGAAAAAUUUUCCCUCUCCACUUCCCAUUUUGCCUCUUGGGCAGCAUGUAUGGUCUUUACACACUUGAGGAAGGAGGGAGUAUGGGGUGGGACAAAACACUCAUUUCCCCCAGUCUUAAAUUUAGUUAUCCAGAUUUUAACAUCUUAUUAAAAAAACAAAUAAACACUGAAGGUAAAAUCUCCAGUUGCCCCAUCUAUCAUCGGAGGGGAGCUGAGGGGAGAUGGUUUCCACACCUUGCCUUGGAGUGUCUAUAAGGAAGGAAAUUGUUCUGUCCUUCCAGGGAUCAGUGAGCUUUGACAGGUGUCCUUGCAUUUCGCUGACGACAACUGGGCCCUACGGAGAGCUCUGUACAAGGACGUCAUGGUGGAGGUUCAUGAGAUGGUGGCCUCUCAGGGUAAGGAUCCUUUGCGCCUUCAUUAAUAGUUAUAAUAGGUAUGGGUUCCUCGGAGUGCCUCCCUUCAGCUCCGCUAAAGGAGGUCACAGUGUUUGUUUUUCUCUUAAGUUAAAGGCCAGAAGCCUGGCUGAGAAUAAAUAUUAUUGCUUCUCUGCUACAAUUAGCCAUUGAUGGCUUCUGGGUUGCCUCCUGGGGAGAGCAUUCUUUAGGUGGGGAGCCAGCACUGAAAGACGCAUUCCGUAUUGCCUCUCUUUGCACCUCAAUUGGAGAGGGCACUGUGAGAAGGACCUCUGAUGAUGAGUGCAGGCUCUAGGUGGAUUCAUGAGAAGCAGUCCUUGAGCUACAUAAGUCAAAAUCAGCACCUUGACUUGAAGACAGCAAACCAGAUAUGCUCAGAGCCUCUUGCACCGGUCAGCACUCUGUAGUUUCUGAACGGUCUUCUAAAGCAGCCUGAAGUAUAAUGCAUUGUGGCAAUCUAGCAUGGAGAAUGGUAGAAAAAGCAUACUAAAAAUCUUCUGUGUGGGGGAUCCUAAUUUGUAGAAUACUUGAGUAUCUUGUUAUUGUUAUUGGUUUCUAUUGAUGUAUUGGUUUGUUUGUUGCAUAUAUAGAAUCUUCUGUUUCUUAAUAUUUGAGGUUUGAUUGCAUUUUUAUAUAUGCUGCAAGCCACCCAGAGAGGCUUGGGAAACCCAGCCAGACGGUUGGGAUAUAAAUGAAAUAAAUGCUACUAUUGUUAUUAUUCAUUUUGGUUUUUCAACAAGCUCUGCAGAUCUAGGCUUUUCAAGCUUCUCUGAGUUGCAGUGCUGUAUUAUCAAUGCUCAGGGGUGGCCUCACUUCUGCCCCCACAAUGGGGGCUCAAAAUCCAUAAGGAGCGUACCCCUGCAAGUUGGGUGGGGUGGUCCCCACGAGACCUCCAAGGGGUGCAGACGCCUCCCCCCAUUCACUGGCAAAGAGCCUUUUCAGAUCCUGACAAAGCUGAAUGGUGGAAUGUCUGCCCUCUUGUGGACAUGCCCUUGUUGGGGGAGGAUCCUUUUCGGGACUUGGCUGGAGGGGAGAGGACUCACAGAGCUUUGCUGCCCAUCCCACUUCAGCCCUGGAGGCCGGGGAGACUAGCAGCAAAGCUGAGCAGUGACGCCCCUUUGGGGGUGACACCUGAGACAGCCACCUCACACAGGCCCAUAGGCAGGCAGGCUCUGUUGAUGUUAUUGCCUGCUGGUUUAAAUUGUGUUAUUUAUGGCUUGGUUAAUCUUAGGGGCUGCUCACCAGAACUUUUCUGAUACAAAUAACUGGUGAUAUUUUAUUAAAACCAGGUAUCACAUCAUUGUUUUAAUGUAAAACGCCGUUAACAUAGUGACAGGCCUUGAGUUUUGAUAAGGAAACAGCUGUAUCAACCUUUAUUUUAAUUUUUUUAUUCCAUCAGGAGAUGUUUGGGGGGUCCUGGAUGAGGAGGAACCACCAGAAGCCUGGCCAGAAAGAGGUGAGGCGCAAGAGAACGAAAGGAAGUUGGGGGUUCAAGAUGGAGCCAACAAACAAGAGAGGAGAGAAACAGUGAAGCCAAGGGAUGAACACAGUGUUUCCCAAGAAGAUGAAAAUCAACUUAACAGGGUGGAGAAAAAACAUGAAUGUACUGUGUGCGGAAAGAGAUUCUGUAGUCGCUCAGCCCUUGCUACACAUCAAAGCGUACACUCAGGUGAAAAACCUUAUGAAUGCAUGGAGUGUGGAAAGAGAUUCAGAAACAGUGGCCAACUUAAUAUGCAUCAGAUAACUCAUACAGGGGAGAAGCCUUAUGAAUGCAUGGAGUGUGGAAAGAGCUUCAGUGCCAGAAGCAACCUUAUUAGACAUCAAAUAACUCAUACAGGGGAGAAACCUUAUGAAUGCAUGGAGUGUGGAAAGAGAUUCAGUUACAGUGGCCAACUUAAUGUGCAUCAAAGAACUCAUAUAGGGGAGAAACCUUAUGAAUGCAUGGAGUGUGGAAAGAGCUUCAGAAACAGUGGCCAACUUAAUGUGCAUCAGAUAACUCAUACAGGGGAGAAACCUUAUGAAUGCAUGGAGUGUGGAAAAUGCUUCAGAUCCAGUAGCUACCUUACUUUGCAUCAAAGAACUCAUACAGGGGAGAAACCUUAUAAAUGCUGGGAAUGUGGAAAGAGUUUCUUUGACAGUAGUACCCUUACUAAACAUCAAAGAACUCACACAGGGGAAAAACCAUAUAAAUGCAUGGAGUGUGGAAAGAGCUUCAAUCAGAGUGCCUCCCUUAAUGUGCAUCGACGACUUCAUACAGGUGAAAAACCUUAUAAAUGCAUGGAGUGUGGAAAGAGCUUCAGUGACUCUAGCACCCUUCAUGCACAUAGGAGAAUUCACACAGGGGACAAACCAUAUAAAUGUUUGCAGUGUGGAAAGAGCUACUGCCGCAGUCAUCACCUUUCUCGACACCGGAUAACUCAUUCAGGAGACUAA